AUGGGAAGUGGAUGUGCCACGUUAUGUUUCUUUACGGCCGUGUGUUUUUUGAUUUUGUGCCUGCCUGAGACAAAUUUCGCCCAACAGGCGACUGCACCAUGGUACGAAAAUUUACCAGCGGUCGCUAUGGACUACAAGGUCCACAUAGACCCUGGCAAAGAGGACUGUUAUUUUCAAUAUGUUAACCCUGGAGCCACUUUUUACGUCAGCUUUCAAGUAGUUAGGGGUGGAGAUGGUAUGGCUGGUUUUGCCGUGCGUCAUCCAACAGGUACAAUAGUGCACCCCUAUCAAUGGAAACCCAAUAGCGAAUAUCAAGACCAAAGUUCGACAGGUGGUUAUUACUCUGUCUGUAUUGAUAACCAAUUUUCGAGGUUUGCUGGAAAAUUAGUGAACAUUUAUAUUACUGUUGUGAGAUAUGAUAUGUGGGAGAAGUAUACCAAGGAAAUUGAGCAACUUAAUAUGGAUAUGGAAAACUUUACGACUGCAAUUGUUGAUGUGGAAAGAAAUAUAAAUGAAAUGCUGCAGUAUCAGCAUUAUUCCAGAGGUAGAGAGGCUUGGGAUUUAAACUUAUUAGAAUCCAAUAAUUCUUAUGUUAUUCGUUGGUCUUUAAUACAAAUCGUCGUAAUUGCUGCCACUACGGCUGUACAGGUUUAUUUUGUAAGGAAAUUGUUUGACCUUAAAAGUGGAGGGGGUGGAAGGGGAAGAUCUGGGAUUUAA
Molecule: messenger RNA, 717 nt
Organism: Brassicogethes aeneus
Lineage: Eukaryota; Metazoa; Arthropoda; Insecta; Coleoptera; Nitidulidae
Source: the annotation of a GenBank genome assembly